GGCGCUCCUACUCCUAUAUCCUUCGCUCUCUGUACCGGGCCUGGCUCUCAGGAGGAAGCAAGCGAUCAGCAAACUUGCACUUGGUGCGUGAACCACCCAGGCCCCAGCCGAGGACCUCGAAGCUCAGACCUCAGGCACCCUUCCAGCGGUCUGGAGCCAGGCUGAGUCACGUGACGUGCUCCAGCCAAUGGGCCCGCCGCCGGUGGAGCGUCGCGGAUAAAGGCGCCUGUCGCUGCCCGCUAGCGGCCGCCAUUGGGGUGAGAGCUGGCGGCGACGGACUGUAGAGAACUGCUUCCCUGGACCGCUUCAUCUUGUGCAAGCUGAAAGGAGCGAUCUGAGAAGUCCUUUCCACAAGGGGUAAGGGAACCCCAGCGGGAAGCACUACUCUGGAAUCCAGGCCCUCGCUGUCACCCUGGGAAUUUAUAGACUUUUCCUGCUAAGACAAUUUGUGUUUAAGAAAGGCAGAAAGAAAUUACUGUAAAACAUUGGAGUAACUUAAAUCACCCAAAACGAAGGCAUACAUAAUGAAACCACUUUUAGUACUUACAUAGAAAAAGGAUAUGUACCUGUAGACAAUACUAGAAUAUAAGGAUUUGAAGCAGUUGAGAAUGUCUCUGCCAAGUCGACAAACAGCUAUUGUUAACCCUCCACCACCAGAGUAUAUAAAUACUAAGAAAAAUGGGCGAUUGACGAAUCAGCUGCAGUAUCUACAGAAGGUUGUCCUGAAGGCUUUGUGGAAGCAUCGUUUCUCCUGGCCUUUUCAGCAGCCUGUGGAUGCUGUCAAACUAAAGUUGCCUGAUUAUUAUACCAUUAUAAAAAACCCAAUGGAUUUAAACACAAUCAAGAAGCGCUUGGAACAUAAAUAUUAUGUGAAAGCUUCGGAAUGUAUAGAAGAUUUCAAUACAAUGUUCUCAAAUUGUUAUUUAUACAACAAGCCUGGAGAUGACAUUGUUCUUAUGGCUCAAGCUCUAGAAAAGCUGUUCAGGCAGAAAUUAUCUCAGAUGCCACAAGAAGAACAAGUUGUGGGUGGUAAGGAAAGAAUAAAGAAAGGUACUCAACAGAAUAUGACAGUUUCUAUUAAAGGAAAACAGUCCCCCAAAGCACUGGGAAAACUGCUUACACAGCAAGUAAUUCCUUCUGUAUUUCCUGAAACAUCUGUUUCUCCUUCAAACCUGGCACAAGGUGCUCCACUCAACACUGUCUCACAAACAGUCACCCAGGUUACAAAGGGUGUGAAGAGGAAAGCAGAUACAACAACUCCUACAACUUCAGUAGUUAAAGCAAGUGGUGAAUCUUCCCCAACACUUACAGAAAAAAAAUCAGGGAAACUGCCACUUAUAAAAGAAAAUACGCUAAAGAAUGUUUUGCCGGAUUCUCAGCAACAAUAUAAAGUUGUAAAGAAUGCUAAAGUAACCGAACAAUUAAGGCACUGUAGUGAGAUUCUUAAAGAAAUGCUUGGAAAGAAACAUUUGUCAUACGCAUGGCCCUUUUAUAAUCCUGUUGAUGUUAAUGCUUUGGGACUCCAUAACUACUAUGAUAUUGUGAAAACCCCAAUGGAUCUUGGCACCAUCAAGGCAAAAAUGGAUAACCAGGAAUAUAAAGAUGCAUAUGAAUUUGCUGCAGAUGUUAGAUUAAUGUUCAUGAACUGCUAUAAGUACAACCCUCCAGACCAUGAAGUGGUUACAAUGGCAAGGAUGCUUCAGGAUGUUUUCGAAAUGCAUUUUGCAAAGAUCCCAGAUGAACCUGUUGAGAGUAUGCCUGUAUGUUACAUCAAAACAGAUACCACAAAAACCCUUGGUAGAGAAAGCAGUAAUGGAGCUUCUUCUGAAGAUAACUCUUCUGGUAAUUCUGAAGAUGAACGAGUUCAGCGUCUUGCAAAGCUUCAGGAGCAGCUUCAAGCUGUUCAUCAACAGCUACAGGUUUUGUCCCAAGUACCUUUUCGUAAGCUAAAGAGAAAGAAUGAGAAGUCUAAAAGGGAAAAGAAAAAAGAAAAGAUUGAUAACAGAGAUGAAAAUUCAAGGAAAAAGUUUAAGCAAAUGAAACUAAAGGAAAAAUCCAAGCGCAAUCUGCCAAAGACGAGGAAACCACAGGUCUUCACUAUGAAAUCUGAAGAUGAAGAUAAUGCAAAACCUAUGAACUACGAUGAGAAAAGACAGUUGAGUUUGGAUAUAAACAAACUCCCCGGAGAUAAACUUGGGCGAGUCGUUCAUAUAAUACAAUCCAGAGAGCCUUCAUUGAGAAAUUCCAACCCUGAUGAAAUAGAGAUAGACUUUGAAACACUGAAAUCGUCAACACUGAGAGAACUGCAAAAAUAUGUUGCUGGAUGUCUAAGAAAAAGAUCACUAAAACCUAAUGGUAAGAAAACAAUGAAGUCAAGAGAAGAACUUCAUUCAGAGAAAAAACUAGAGUUGGAAAAGCGGUUACUGGAUGUCAAUAAUCAGUUAAAUUCUAGAAAACGUCAAACAAAACCUGAGAAAACUCAAUCAUCCAAGGCCAUUGGAAGUGGUUCCCGGCUGAGUGAAAGUAGCAGCAGUAGCAGCAGCAGUAGUUCAUCAGAGUCUGAAAGUAGUAGCAGUGAUUCAAGUUCUUCAGACAGCAGUGAUUCCGAAUCAGAAAUGUUUCCUAAAUUUACUGGAGUAAAACAGAAUGAUUCUCCUAAAGAGAGAUUACAGGUAAAGUCUUCUGUGCAAGAUACAACCUCUGGGGUAACUAGCCUGGUUCAUCAGACUGCAUGUUCAAAUGGAACACCACCAAACCACCACCAAUUAGUAUUUAAUCAUCAAGAACCAGAACAUUCACAGAGUGUGGAAAACAUUUCACCUUUACAAAUUCUGCCUCUUUUAGAUGAUUCUGAACAACUUCUGAAUGGCCUAACUGUGAUGCCUCAGUCCAGUGAUAAUGACACAGUGAUGUUAGAAUCAGAAUAUCAAGGUCAAGUUCCAGUGCAAAAGGAUAUAAAGAUCAAGAAUGCAGAUUCUUGGAAAAGUUUAGGCAAACCGGUCAAAACAUCAGGUGUACUGAAAUCAUCAGAUGAGCUCUUCAACCAGUUUAGAAAAGCAGCAAUAGAAAAGGAAGUAAGAGCUCGAACACAGGAACUAAUACGGAAACAUCUGGAACAGAAUACAAAGGAACCAAAAGUAUUUCAAGAAAAUCAGAGGGACCAUGGCUUCACUCUAGAAUCUUUUCCAAAUAAAAUGCAAAACAAGUGUCUUGAAGAAGAACAAAAAGAAGAUCAGCAGUCACAGGAAGCUCAAGAUAAAGACAAACUGUGGCUUCUGAAAGACCGAAAUUUAGCACGGGAGAAAGAGCAAGAGCGGAGGAGAAGAGAAGCAAUGGCUGGUACCAUUGAUAUGACUCUUCAAAGUGACAUUAUGACAAUGUUUGAAAACAACUUUGAUUACAACUCAGUUUUUUGAUUAACCAUCAACUUAAAUGAAUUAUAAAAGAUUAAAAAGCAAAUGGGAGUUGUCCUUUAAUGGAGUUCAGGCCUCUUUUUGGAGUAUAGGGCCCUUUUGUAAUGUAAAUAAUGUUUCAAUGAGCCAUGAUUCUGCCUGGGUUUCUUUAAAUGACUGUGUGGCAAAAUGUGGGGCCUACAAGCAGGGUUGUUUUGUUUUGUUAAUUUAUUAUUUUAUUUACUUUUUAAAAUUGAAGUAUAAUUCAUCUGUAAUACUCUGUUAGUUCCAGGUGUACAACAUAGUGAUUCCAUAUGUCUGUAUAUUACAAAAUGAUCACCAUGAGUUUGUAACUUUUAAAACAGAUAUUUGUCUGCCUUCAGAAAUAUUUAGAACCUCUAACAAAUAACACCUGGUUUCUUUGAGUGUCAGAUUUCAUAAGAUUCUCUAUUGGUUCUAUAUUCAAAAUUUAUAUUUAUUAUCUAUGGUUUGAAAGAUGUUAAAUUUGAGACAGAAUAACAGUGAAUAUUAAUUAUGUAUGUGUCUAAGAAUCUAUACAUUUCUUAAUAUGCAUGUGAUAGCAAUGGAUGUCUAAAUUUUUACUUAACUAUACUAAGUAUUUAAAUCUGUGAAAUAUUUUGUUUCAUCACCCUCAAGUUGGAAUUAUGUAUAAAUUAUGUAUAUCAGCUUCAUCUAUUUUAAAAUUUGGACUCUUGUAAAAUUCAGGCACUAUUCCAGUAUCAUCUAAAGUGAAAAUUCGAAGUGUAUAUGUAUUAUAGAGAGAAAGAGAAAGUUUUCUUGGCUUUAUUUAUUUUUAUAAUCAAUAUGAUAAUUUUUUGAAAUAUCUUUAAGCUGUCAACCAUUUUAAAAAUAUGAUUAACUAGAGGCUGAAAUGGUGGUGAUACCUUCAUGAAACAGCCAGAAUAAAAGUCAUAGUCAUACAUAUUAUACUAUAUUUUUAACCAAGAAAUUAGUAUGUAUAUAUUAAACAGUAUACAUUGUUAUUUUCCUAAAAGAGCAUAUGGACUUAUCUAUAUAUUCUAAUUUAUAUUUAUAUAUAGUCUAAUUUAUAUAUAUAUAUAUAUAUAUAGUCUUAGAUACAUGAGAAAUGCAUAGUGGUUACCUCUAGGUGAUGGGGUUAUAGGGUUUUGUUUUGUUUUUUUCUUUUUCUUUAGACCUUUCAAUAUUUUCUGGUUCAUUUAAAUAUUUAUUAUGUAAUGCUUUUAAGAUCUAUGGGAAAUUUUCUAUUUUGAAGAGAAUAAAAAUACUAAAUAAGAAUUUACUCUGUCAAAUACACAUUAACUCUUUUCAACAACUGCCUUUAAAUAAUAAAAAACUGCUCAGUGAA
This is a messenger RNA of Bubalus bubalis (water buffalo), 4740 nucleotides long. RefSeq names its product bromodomain testis associated (gene BRDT). Gene Ontology annotation, cellular component: nucleus; chromatin. Gene Ontology annotation, biological process: positive regulation of transcription elongation by RNA polymerase II; chromatin remodeling. The record is from RefSeq and is a predicted model, not a curated record. Lineage: Eukaryota; Metazoa; Chordata; Mammalia; Artiodactyla; Bovidae. The coding region runs from base 609 to 3416 and encodes 935 amino acids. The transcript is spliced from 20 exons.